Molecule: messenger RNA, 5962 nt
Organism: Coregonus sp. 'balchen'
Lineage: Eukaryota; Metazoa; Chordata; Actinopteri; Salmoniformes; Salmonidae
Source: the annotation of a GenBank genome assembly
AUGGAGGAGAGUUUUUCUACUCAGGACCCAGAGUUCCUUUCAUCAGCUGGAUCAGGGGUAGACUGGCAGCCUGACACAGAGCAGGUAGAGACAAUCUCUGAAGACCCAGAGAAGCUCUCCAUAGAAGCUGAGAGCAUCUCCUCCGAGCCCAACCAGGUCUCCGCAGACCUGGGUAGGGUGUCCUCUGAGCUGGCCUUCAUCACCUUCCGGAGGCAGCUGCUCCACAACCGGCGGAUCAUGCUGCUGAAGAUGCAGCAGUUCAGAAACAAGAGAAAAGAAAGAGAAGGUGAGUGGUCUGGUCAAGGCAAUCAUAAUAGUGGGGCUAUGGGGGAAUCAAACACAGACAGACAGACAGCACACACAUGCAUGUGUGCAUACACAAAAAUAAUAACCAUACAAGGAAACCGGGGUUGGUUGUCAGACUUUUUACUUGUGUAUUUCUCAGGACCAGUAUAUCUUACAAGACAAUUUUCAAUAUUAGGAGAAAGACCAAGGUAUUGGGUUUAAAUGGGGACAUAUUUCAUCCUCAUAUCUUAUUCCAACAUGGAGUUAAAAGCCAUCAAACACACUCUGUCCACUUGUGACAACCAGCCCUGUUGUGGGGUUGGAUUUCACACAGUAUGUUGUUGGUUGUCACUAGUAGCUUAUUCAUUUGUAACAGGAAAUUAAGCAAUAUAUACUUAACAAAAAUAUAAACGCAACUUGUAAAGAGUUCGUCCGAUGUUUCAUGAGCUGAAAUAAAAGAUCCCAGAAAUUUUCCAAACGCACAAAACCAUUCUUUCUCUCAAAUGUUGUGCACAAAUAUGUUUACAUCCAUGUUCUUGAGCAUUUCUCCUUUGCCAAGAUAAUCCAUCCACCUGACAGGUGUGGCAUAUCAAGAAGCUGAUUAAACAGCAUGAUCAUUACACAGGUGCACCUUGUGCUGGGGACAAUAAUAGGCCACUAAAAUGUGCAGUUGUGUCACACAAUACAAUGCCACAGAUGUCUCAAGUUGAGGGAGCAUGCAAUUGGCAUAAUGACUGCAGGAAUGUCCACCAGAGCCGUUGCAAGAUAAUUGAAUGUUCAUUCCUCUACCAUAAGCCACCUCCAAUGUUGUUUUAGAGAAAUAGGCAGUAUGUCCAACCGGCCUCACAACCGCAGACCACGCAAGCCCAGGACCUCCACAUCCGGCUUCUUCACCUGCGGGAUCGUCAGAGACCAGCCACCCGAACAGCUGAUGAAAGUAUUUUUGUCUGUAAUAAUGCCCUUUCGUGGAGAAAAACUCAUUCUGAUUGGCUGGGCCUGGCUCCCCAGUGGGUGGGCCUAUGCCUUCCCAGGCCCAACAAUGGCAGCGCCCCUGCCCAUUCAUGUGAAAUCCAUAGAUUAGGGCCUAAUUUAUUUAUUUAAAUUGACUGAUUUCCUUAUCUGAACUGUAACUCAGUAAAAUCGUUAAUUGUUGCAUGUUGUGUUUAUAUUUUUGUUCAAUAUAUACACACACACACACACACACACACACACACACACACACACACACACACACACACUACAUGACCAAAAGUAUGUGGACACCUGCUCUGUCAAACAUGUCAUUCCAAAAUCAUGGACAUUAAUAUGAAGUUGGUCCCCCCUUUGCUGAUAUAACAGCCUCCACUCUUCUGGGAAGGCUUUCCACUAGAUGUUGGAACAUUGCUGCGGGGACUUGCUUCCAUUCAGCCACAAGAGCAUUAGUGAGGUCGAGCACUGGUGUUGGGCGAUUAGCCCUGGCUCGCAGUCGGCGUUCCAAUUCAUCCCAAAGGUGUUCGAUAGGUUUGAGGUCAGGGCUCUGUGCAGGCCAGUCUAGUUCUUCCACACAGACCUCAUCAAACCAUUUCUGUAUGGACAUCGCUUUGCACACGGGGGCAUUGUCAUGCUGAAACAGGAAAGGGCCUUCCCCAAACUGUUGGCACAAAGUUGGAAGCACAGAAUUGUCUAGAAUGUCAUUGUAUGCUGUAGCAUUAAGAUUUCCCUUCACUGGAACUAAGGGGCCUAGCCCAAACCAUGAAAAACAGCCCCAGACCAUUAUUCCUCCUCUACCAAACUUUACAGUUGGCACAAUGUAUUGGGGCAGGUAGCGUUCUCCUGGCAUCCGCCAAACCCAGAUUUGUCCGUCGGACUGCCAGAUGGUGAAGCGUGAUUCUUCACUCAAGAGAUCGCGUUUCCACUGCUCCAGAGUCCAAUGGCGGCGAGCUUUACACCACUCCAGCCGACACUUGGCAUUGUGCAUGGUGAUCUUACGCUUGUGUGGCUGCUCAGCCAUGGAAACCCAUUUGAUGAAGCUUCUGACGUACAGUACUUGUGCUGAUGUUGCUUCCAGAGGCAGUUUGGAACUCGGUAGUGUGUUUUGCAACCGAGGACAGACGAUUUUUACGUGCUAAGCGCUUCAGCACUCGGAGGUCCCAUUCACAUCGCUGCUGAGCCGUUGUUGCUCCUAGACGUUUCCACUUCACUUACAGUUGACCGGGGCAGCUCUAGCAGGGCAGAAAUUUGAUGAACUGACUUGUUGGGAAGGUGGCGUCCUAUGACGGUGCCACGUUGAAAGUCACUGAGCUCUUCAGUAAGGCCAUUCUACUGCCAAUGUUUGUCUAUGGAGAUUGCAUGGCUGUGUGCUCGAUUUUAUACACCUGUCAGCGACGGGUGUGGCUGAAAUAGCCGAAUCCACUUUUUGAAGGGGUGUCCACAUAUUUUGUAUAUAUAGUGUACUGUAUAUAUAUAUAUAUUGCUUUAACCUAUGCGAAACACAUACAUUCUUCUCACCUCAGUGUUUUGUCAUGCUGACAUGAAUUGACCAAGUGGAUGAGUUCUUUCAAAGAAAAGUUUGUGGUCAUAGGUGAAGAAUAAUAGUAUAGAACAAGAAGGCCCACACACUGUUAAAGCUUCGAAUUCACCGCUUUAUUGACAAUGUUUCGAACCAAAAUGGAUCUUCGUCAGGUCAAACAAACAAACAGUGCUCACAUCCCAAAAUAUACACAUUUCACCUCACGCCCAUUGCAGACAUGACGCAUUCUUUCAAAGAAUUCACACAUUUUAACCUUAAAAAUAUUCGGCCUGGUCUCAUAGACCAGACGUAACAUAGUAAAGAUAAAUCCGGGCACUCAAAUUAGUAUGAUAUGUUACAUUUGGUAUGGUUACAUAAGACAGAAGGUACUUUAGGCAAAUAUGAAAGUAGGGCGGUUGGUUGGUUGGUUAGAACGUCUAGCAACCCAAAGGUUGCGUGUUCGAUUCUCAUCACGGAAAGCUUUAGCUCAUUUGCAACUUUGCAUUUUAGCUUACCUUAACCCUUUAACUAACCCCUGACCCUAACCUUAACCCUAACCCCUAGCCUAACUAACGUUAGCCACCUUGUAAACGUUUGCGACAACAUAUUGGAAUUCGUAACAUAAGUUUAGCAAAUUUGUAACAUAUUGUACGAAUUGAAAUUCGUAACAUAUACAAAAUUGAUGAUGGACAUCCACUUAAUUAAUACAUACCAUACGAAACAUAACAUAUCAUACUAAUUGGAGUGUCACGGAUUUACAUUUACUAUGUUACGUGUACCCUUGAGUCCAGGUUGAAAUACUAGACAGUGCCAUUUCGAUUGUGAGUAACUAGCACUGUGACAACCAUCCCCUGGAGACAACCAAUCCCAGUCUCCCCUACUUAUUGAGGCAUUGAAAAGCAGUGUUGGUUUCUUGUGUUCUGAAGCAAUCCCAAAGCUUUUCAACCAUAUCUUCCUCUGUCUCCCAGCUCUGUCCCCUACAGUCUCUUUCCCAGAGGAGUCUGAGCCUAAAGAGCUGGAGGCCAUAGAACAGGAGCUACAUGAUUUGGUGGAAAGAGAACAGGAGCUACUACAGAUACAGACAGACAACACUGGGCCUGAACACAAGCCACUGUCAGGUAGACACCUGCUCACUAUACCUGUCCUGUACACAGCAAAUACAUUUUGAAACAAGCUGCCUUAUCCUAGAUAUUUUAAGCUUGAUUGAUUGUUUGUUUGAGCCUACAGUGCAGCAGAGAUAUUUGUCCUGUCCGUAAAAACUAAUCUAACAACUAUUGAUUUUUGCUUUCCAUUCAUGUUUGGAUAGAAGUCAAUAGGAUGCUUCAUACCUUUAUUUCCUCAUCACUGAGCACACAUUUGUUUUUACAUGCCUUUCAUCUUUACAGACUAUACAGAGGAACUCAUGGCCCCCUAUAAUGGAGUGUAUGUCCUACCUUGUAACACACCAAAGGACAUGACACAAUAUACACUACAGGCUACACCUCCUGCUGCGCCAGGUAUGUGUGUGUGAGCAUUGGUAGGAUAAACAUUUAGGUAGAGUAGAUACAUGAGAUACUCCGAUAAUGUGUCAAGCUCUGACAUAAGCUCUACAGUACUUGUCAUUUCUCCAUCUACAGUAUGUCCAGAUGAGCAUAGAUGGAGACGACAAUGCCUGUUUUCUCCUCUCCUCCAGAAGCCAUAGUGGAGGUGGAGAAACUCAAUAGUGACCCAGCGAUCGUCCAAUGCCCUUUCUGCGAGCAGGUCAUCACCACGGAAACGUAUCGCAAAAUAGGCGGGGCAGCCUAUAUGCUAUGCUUUGUGUCCAGCAUGUUAGGGUGAGUCCUGUCAGACAAGUUCUAGUAUCAAACGUCACAGAGUAGGAGUGCUGAUUUAGGAACUGCUGCCCCCUAUUCAUGUAGUCUUAUUCAUUGUGAUCUAAAAAGGCAAAACUGAUCCUAAGUCAGCACUCCUACUCUAAAACAUCUGACCUUGGAUCAAAGUCUAGGGGCAACUUUAUCCUACACCCAGAUAAGUAGAAACCAGAUGUGUUCUUACUUUUGUCUGUCUUAAUUAAGUAAUAAGGCCCGAGGUGCCUUAUUGCUAUUAUAAACUGGUUACCAACAUAAUUAGAACAGUAAAAAUAAAUGUUUUGUCAUAUCCGUGGUAUAGCUCGAACCACCCAGAGCUCGAACCACCCAGUUUACAAUACUGUAUAAACCCUCUCUGCCAGGUGUGUGGCUGGGUGCUGUCUCAUCCCCUUCUGCUUGGACAACCUAAAGGACGUCAGACAUCGAUGCCCUGAGUGUCACAGCAACAUCUACACAGCAGAACGGAUGUGAGGACAGAAUGGUACUUCUACAGAUACUGUAUCACUGGCUACAGUUUCUCUGGUGUUGGAUAGAGAGGGACAGUGAAUGGAGCGGUUGGAUGGGCGUUAUUUUACAUUUUAGUCAUUUAGCAGACGCUCUUAUCCAGAGCGACUUACAGUUAGUGAGUGUAUACAUUAUUUUUGUAUAUAUAUAUUUUUUUCAUACUGGCCCCCCGUGGGAAUCGAACUCACAACCCUGGCGUUGCAAACGCCAUGCUCUACCAACUGAGCUACAUCCCUAGACUGGACUGUGGGACAUGAGAAAGCGAAAGACUGGACAACGCACUAAUGACACCUGGUGGCCGAUGCCGUACAGUACUGCGUUAUGAUCACAGUUUGAGGGUGAUUGGAGAUUGACUGUUGUUGGGAUGAUAGUUUCUCUCUGUGAAAAAAUUGGAGGAAGAUGCUUAAAAUCACUGGGAAUCUCUAGCAGUGUCCAGCUGUGACAGCAUUUUGGUUCUAUCAACAGUGCAGAUACCAACAGAACCUGAGAAGACUUUCUGACCAAAAUGAUGGACUGGAAUAGCACUCAUACUGAAAGAAAAUACCACAUUCCUUUACAUUCCUUGCUUCCUUAUCUUUAGAACAUAUUUUUGUGUAUUCUUAAGAGAGAAAAUGUUUAUACUCACCAGAUACCUUAUAAGAACGAGAUCAUUGAAGCUUAAGCAAUGCAUUGGUCAUGCAAAUGUCAAAGGGAAAGCAGGUGAUGCACUGAUGGUAAGCCAUUUACCACAAAACAACCUAGGACUCUACAACACAUGCAAACAUUUACCAGAAAGCAACAAUGGCCUGUAUAUUCUACUUCCCUCUUUCUUUACAGUGGCAAAGGUCAACGUAACUGA